Molecule: messenger RNA, 555 nt
Organism: Rhinolophus ferrumequinum (greater horseshoe bat)
Lineage: Eukaryota; Metazoa; Chordata; Mammalia; Chiroptera; Rhinolophidae
Product: 60S ribosomal protein L10-like
Exons: 2
Coding region: 1-555 (184 amino acids)
Biological process (GO): translation; ribosomal large subunit assembly
Cellular component (GO): cytosolic large ribosomal subunit; ribosome
Molecular function (GO): structural constituent of ribosome
Source: RefSeq, a predicted model, not a curated record
AUGGGCCGUCGCCCCGCCCAAUGUGACCGUUAUUGUAAGAAGAAGCCGUACCCAAACCGUACUUGCUUCUGUCAAGGUGUUCCUGAUCUCUCUUCCAAAGCUCUGGAGGCUGCCCGUAAUUGUGCCAACAAGUACAUGGUGAAAAGCUGUGGCAAAGAUGGUUUUCAAAUCCGAGUGCGGCUCCACCCUUUCCAGGUCAUCUGUAUCAACAAGAUGUGGUCCUGUGCUGGGGCUGACAGACUCCAGACAGGUAUGCGGGUGCCUUUGGAAAGCCCCCAGGACCCAGUAGCCAGGGUCCACAUUGGCCAAGUCAUCAUGUCCAUCUGCAUCAAGCUGCAGAACAAGGAGUGUGUGAUUGAGGCUCUACGCAGUGCCAAGUUCAAGUGUCCUGGUCACCAGAAGAUCCGCAUGUCCAAGAAGUGGGGCUUUACUACGUUUAAUGCGGAUGAGUUUGAAGACACGGUGGCUAAAAAGUGGCUCAUCCCGGAUGGCUAUGGGUUCAAAUACAUCCCUAAUCAUGGCCCCUUGGACAAAUGGCUGGUCCUAUACUCAUGA